Camellia sinensis is the source of this 681-nucleotide messenger RNA. The record is from RefSeq and is a predicted model, not a curated record. Lineage: Eukaryota; Viridiplantae; Streptophyta; Magnoliopsida; Ericales; Theaceae.
AUGGAUGAAUAUUUUGUGAGAUCUAUCUGGCCUUAUGAAGGGAUGGAAUUUAUGCUGGUAGAUUCAGAUGAGAGUGCUAGUGGUCUCUUGUGUAUAUGGAGGCCACAUGUCUUUGAGCUCAAGGAACGCUGUUGUAGUAAAAAUUUCAUCAUUCUAUCAGGUACCUCAUGUAAUUCUUUUCAGUGUGUAUUAGUGAAUAUCUAUGCUCCAAAUGAGGUUCUCAAGAGGAGACAAUUAUGGGACACUCUGGUGAAUGUCUAUCCAAAUUUUCCAAAUCCUUGGUGUGUGGAAGGGGAUUUCAAUGAAAUUAGAUACAUGGGUGAGAGGAAAGUAUGCUCUUCUAGAGAGAGGGGGACGAAGGACUUUAAUGAGUUUGUAGAAAAGUUAGAACUGACUGAUUUGCCUAUGCUAGGUAGACAGUAUACUUGGUGUAAUGCACUGGAUGGGGAUAGGUGGAGUAGGAUAGAUAGAUUCCUGCUAGAUUUGAAGUGGAUGAAAAAGUUUUCUUUUAAGAAAUGGGGUUUACCUAGAACAAUCUUAGAUCACUGCCCCAUUUUGCUAAAGGAGGAUGAUAGGGAUUGGGGACCAAAGCCCUUCAAGUUUAUUAAUGCCUGGUUAUCACAUCCCUUCUUCAUGUCUGAAGUCAAAAAGAGGUGGGAGGAAGCACAAGUUCAAGGGUAG